This is a messenger RNA of Paramormyrops kingsleyae, 2065 nucleotides long. RefSeq names its product poly-U binding splicing factor a (gene puf60a). NCBI's taxonomy places the organism in Eukaryota, Metazoa, Chordata, Actinopteri, Osteoglossiformes, Mormyridae. Gene Ontology annotation, cellular component: catalytic step 2 spliceosome; precatalytic spliceosome. The record is from RefSeq and is a predicted model, not a curated record. Gene Ontology annotation, molecular function: RNA binding. Gene Ontology annotation, biological process: alternative mRNA splicing, via spliceosome; mRNA splice site recognition; regulation of alternative mRNA splicing, via spliceosome.
UUUGGAACGUGGUGUAAUUGAUGCUAAAGACACCCAAUUUCUUCAUCGCCAUAUUGGUCGCUAGGAAACAGCAGUGCCUCUCGCGAGCACAUAAAACGAGGAUUAUUAGAUAAUCUCGCGAGAACUCGAUAGGGUUACAAUCGGCAGGGGCAAAUAUCGAAGUAUCGCGAGAUUCCCUCAUCUUCAUCGGCGUGGCCUUGUGUGGUGUGCUUCAUGGCGGUGGCAGUGACUGCGGGAGGCGAGGCUCUGAUGAUGGAGAAUGGACAGAGCACGGCCUCGAAGCUCGGCCUGCCACCUCUCACCCCCGAGCAGCAGGAGGCGCUGCAAAAGGCAAAGAAGUACGCAAUGGAGCAGAGUAUAAAGAGCGUGCUGGUCAAGCAAACCAUUGCCCACCAUCAGCAGCAGCUCACCAGCCUGCAGAUGGCAUCUCUGACGAUGGGCUUCGGAGACGCACUCUCGCCUUUGCAGUCGGUGGCGGCUCAGCGCCAGCGCGCCCUCGCCAUCAUGUGCAGAGUCUAUGUGGGCUCCAUCUACUACGAGCUGGGGGAGGACACCAUUCGGCAGGCCUUUGCCCCCUUUGGCCCCAUCAAAAGUAUCGACAUGUCCUGGGACUCUGUUACUAUGAAGCACAAGGGCUUUGCCUUUGUGGAGUAUGAGGUUCCUGAGGCAGCACAGCUGGCCCUGGAGCAGAUGAACUCUGUGAUGCUGGGUGGAAGGAACAUCAAGGUAGGGCGGCCCAGCAACAUCGGUCAGGCACAGCCCAUCAUCGACCAGCUGGCGGAGGAAGCCCGUGCCUUCAACCGCAUCUAUGUGGCGUCCGUCCAUCCCGACCUCUCGGACGAGGACAUCAAGAGUGUCUUUGAGGCUUUUGGCCGCAUCAAGUCCUGCACGCUGGCGAGAGACCCAACCACGGGCAAACACAAGAGCUAUGGCUUCAUUGAGUACGACAAGGCGCAGUCGGCUCAGGAUGCCGUGUCCUCCAUGAACCUCUUUGAUCUGGGGGGGCAAUAUCUGCGAGUGGGGAAGGCUGUGACCCCGCCGAUGCCCCUUCUGACCCCUGCCACGCCUGGGGGCCUACCGCCUGCUGCCGCUGUGGCUGCUGCUGCUGCUACUGCCAAAAUCACUGCCCAGGAAGCUGUAGCUGGGGCCUCUGUGCUGGGAGCUCUGGCUGCACCUGCACUCACCCUUAGUCAACAGCUGGGGGCGCUGCCACAGGCUGUCAUGGCCUCCCAGGCACCCGGCGUCAUCACAGGGGUGACUCCAGCAAGACCUGCCCUCCCUGUGCUGCCCCAGGUCGGGCUGGUUAACCCAGUGCUAGCCUCCCCACCAGUGCUCUCUGCCGUGGUGGUGGCGGCAGCAGUCCAGGAGGCCAAAAAAGAGAAGGAGGAGGAGGAGGCAUCUCAGGAUGGGACUGGACAGGAGAUGCUGAGUGAGCAGGAACACAUGAGCAUUUCGGGCAGCAGUGCCAGGCACAUGGUCAUGCAGAAGCUUCUGAGGAAACAAGAGUCGACGGUCAUGGUGCUGCGGAACAUGGUGGGCCCAGAGGAUAUCGACGACGACCUUGAGGGCGAGGUGACGGAAGAAUGCGGCAAGUUCGGCGCCGUCAAUCGCGUCAUCAUCUAUCAGGAGAAACAGGGCGAGGAGGAUGACGCAGAGGUCAUCGUCAAGAUCUUUGUGGAGUUUUCCAUGGCUUCCGAGAUGAACAAGGCCAUCCAGGCCCUGAAUAACCGCUGGUUUGGUGGCCGGAAGGUCAUCGCAGAGGUGUACGAUCAGGAACGCUUCGACAACAGUGACCUGUCCGCAUAGACUGUACCUUCUCGCCACCUUUCUCACAAAUGCCAGCACUGCUUCUGCUAAUGUUGGCAUCUUUUUAACUUGUAAUUAUUUUUUUAUUGAUGUUGAUAUUAAUAUUAUUAAUGAUCCCUUUUAGGGAUAACAUGGAGGAAAGAAGUAGUCAUGGUUUUUCUGUCAUCUACUGUGAAGGACUGGAUAUUAGGUUUUGUAUUUCGUUUUCUCAGUUUGCAAUAGUCAUUUGUUUUCCCUUUUUACCCCCCCCCCCACCCAC